UGACUUUGAAUUCAACAAAAUGAAUGAAUUAUUAAUAACAAUGAAUUAUAUUCGAGAGCCCAUGGGGUGCACCGUUACCUGGGAGUUGUCAGAUGUGACCCAGUACAAGUCUGUCAUGGUCAUGAGAUUCGCUCAGUCUAUACAAGACUUUAUAAAAAUGGUCAAAAAACUGGACUCAUUUAAGACCCUUUGCGGUGACGACCGGUUAUCCCUUAUAAAGUACGGGUGCGUUGAGAACCUAUGUAUGCGUUCACUUCAAUACUAUGAUCUGACGCAUGAAUAUUGGACUCUAUACGCGGGGAACGACAGCUCUAUUCUACUAAAAACGGAGUUCUUUGCCACUUGUGAGCCAUCCUUAUUGAAUCCCUACAAGAAUUAUUUUAGUAAAAUUGGUCCCGAAUGGGAUUCAGACCAUAACAUAAUUGAUCUGCUAUCAUACUGUUUGAUCCAAAUCGGCCGGCCCUUAUCCAUAGGGAUGUCGUUAAACUGGAGCAGCGAUUUUACAUGUACUUACUUCACCGAUACCUACACCUAAAAUAUCACUCCAAUAGUAAUGAAGCAAAAUAUAAAUUUCUUAAAAUCAUGAGUUGUGUCAAUGAUAUUAAUAUAAUAGGAGAGUUGAUUAAAAACAAUUGGUCUGAAAAGGAC
Messenger RNA from Oppiella nova, 648 nucleotides. Lineage: Eukaryota; Metazoa; Arthropoda; Arachnida; Sarcoptiformes; Oppiidae. The record is from the annotation of a GenBank genome assembly.